CAGAUUUGAGAUUGAUGAUAAAAAUGGUUGUCUCCAGUAUAAAAUUGAACACUGGUAGAAGUAUACCUGGAGUUGGGUUUGGAACUGGAACCUCAUUCUUUAACAGAGGAGAUGCUGUAGCUGAUGUCGUCAAACAUGCUUACCAGGCAGGGUUUAGAUCAUUUGAUUGUGCCAGAAUAUAUGGAACUGAGGAAGGCCUAGGUCGAGGAAUUGCAGAGUUAGGAGUGGACAGAAGUGAACUUUAUGUGACGACAAAAACUCCAGAUUGGGCCUGGUCCAAGGAAACUAUUGUAGCUGAAGUUGAGGGCUGUUUGAAAAGAUUGAAACUUGAUUAUUUGGACUUAGUUCUACACCAUAGCCCAGCUCCUAGGAUUGGUGCUAAGUUUAUGGCUACCUAUUUGACUCCUGAAGAGAUUAAGAACCUCCCUGAUCCACUAGAUGAAGCUGUCAUGGACACCUGUAGACUUCAGAUGUGGCUGGGCCUCCAGCUGUGUGUGGAGAAGGGUUUGGUCAGAGAUAUUGGUGUUUCCAAUUUUACUGUAAACCAUCUGAAGAAAUUAUUAAAGAAUCCUGAAGUCACCAUAACACCUGCUGUUAAUCAGGUUGAGUUCAAUCCCUACAUUGUAGACUCUCCUAUACAAGAAUAUUGUAAACAAACUGGGAUUCUCCUUCAAGCAUAUGCCCCUCUAGGGAAUGGUAAAGAUAUGCUGCUAUCAGAUCCUGUUCUAGAGAGAAUAGGAGGAGUUCAUAACAAAACUGCUGCUCAGGUUGCCCUUAGAUGGUCCCUUGAGCUAGGGCAUUGUAUUGUGACUAAAACUGAGAAGUUUGAUAGAAUGAAAGAGAAUCUUGAUUUAUUCAACUUCACCCUGUCAAGAGAGGAGAUUGAUCAGAUCACAGCUUUAAACAAGAACAAGAGAAACUUUCCUGAUCCUUCACAGUUCCCGUAAAUUUUUAGCAUUGUUUGUUCUUGUUGUAAACAUAAUACAAUAGUACAGUAAGAACCAGAAAACUCUGAAAUAGGAAUACAUCUUUAAAGCAAUA
Messenger RNA from Eurytemora carolleeae, 1041 nucleotides. Its product is annotated as glyoxal reductase. NCBI's taxonomy places the organism in Eukaryota, Metazoa, Arthropoda, Copepoda, Calanoida, Temoridae. The record is from RefSeq and is a predicted model, not a curated record. The transcript has 11 exons. Bases 15 to 947 code for a protein of 310 amino acids. Gene Ontology annotation, molecular function: oxidoreductase activity.